Apis cerana (Asiatic honeybee) is the source of this 1887-nucleotide messenger RNA. RefSeq lists its product as uncharacterized. Lineage: Eukaryota; Metazoa; Arthropoda; Insecta; Hymenoptera; Apidae. The record is from RefSeq and is a predicted model, not a curated record.
AUCAUUGAAUAGAAAUAUAUCCUAAUAAUCUUGUUGGUUUUCAAGCAGACAAUUCGAUCAAAAGUGAACAAAUGCUCGAUAUCCAUUAUCGAGAUCGUAUAAUCUGACUGUCUUUAGUUGUGCGAGAAUGCAAGGGAGAGGGCAACUGGGUGGCGUAAGGUUCUCAGAACCAGAGUGCGUUCAAAACUGUCGAGGCUAUCUACUGAGGGAAAUCCGUACAGUGAGAGGCGAACAUGGAGGCCUUGUGUGCCACGGGCCACGAUGGGAGGCGUCGAAACCGGAAGUAGUCUAUCGAGGACGGGAGUUGCUGUGGCAACCGCGAUUUGCUUUAACCCCUGGUCGAUCAUCGGUCUUCCGCGUCAUUCGAAAGUGUUCUAUUAUUCGGGAUCACUGCAUCCUCUCUUGCACAGCCUCCUCGAGUCGAACCAAGGUUCCGCAGACUUGUACCUAUGCAUUGUGUUUGUGCCAGCGAUGAGCAGCUAACCAACGAGAGAGAAUGUGAUAGAUACGCGUGUACAGCUGAGCCGAGUGGUGCCGAAUAUACCCGAAGUGGCCCGGUGACGGACGACCGAAUCCGAAAUCUUAUGACGCGUUGCAGCGUGUUACAACGUUGCGUUGCGCUAUAGCAGGGCCGUCUCGAGUAUGCUGCCAACGAUCUUAGCGAGCCAAUUAUUUAAUUUUGUGUUGUUGCUGUUGCUUGUAAUAUAUAUAUAUAUAUAAAUAUAGUUGAAAUUUUUCAUAAUUGGAUAUUGUUGACUCUCUUAUUAUCAAGAUUAUUCUCGAAUAAAAAAAGUAAUUGAGUUAAGAAGCAAAAAAGUUAUCAAAGAGUGGAUAUUGUGUGCGAUUAAUACGAAUUGUAUUUUUAUAUCGAUUGAUUUGAAUGCAAUCGUUCAACGAUUACUUAUUCUUUAUAUUGCACAUGCGUCAAGAACGGAUCAAUCACGUAAUAAACGCGUUAAAUUCGAAGAAAUUAAUCUAAACCAUUCUUAAUUCUUUAUACCUUUUUGUUUGUGAGAUGAUUCUAAAAUGUUCAGUAUACUUUCACUCGCUUUUUAAAUCAAGAAUAGAAGUCGAUCCUAUAUCUUCGAAAGUUCGUUAAAUACAGCAAAAAUUAAUUAUAUCAAUUACUAUAUAUAGAGAUAUCAAAUGGUCGAUUGAAUCGAAUUGAUGAGAAUAGUUAAUAAAAUUUGAUUCAUGAGAAUGACUCAUUUAUACUGAUCGCUGGAGGUCGUGAAGGGCGACAGAGUUCCUUGAUCCAACACUGUGCAUGUGUGUGUGCCAUAUGUAAUGGGCUCAAGAUACCUUCAGUUGCUUCGAUAUAAGCAAUUAUUAGCUCGUUUCAAAUAUUAUUUAUUUAAAAUUUUUAAUAAAUCUUACAUUAUUUAAUUGUCUCAAUUAAAUUUUUCAAAUUACUUAAUUUCUGAAAGCAAUAUUUAUUUGUAGUUCUGAAUAUAUACAAAAUAUAUAUUCAAUUAUUAUUAUAUAUUAUUAUUAAUUAAUUAUUCUCUAUGUUAUGAUUAGAGUCUUAUAUUCCAUUAUAAGAAAGUACCGAUUUAUUCUGAAAAAUAUAAUCCUCAUCUAAUAUUCUAUGUCUAAUAUUUUAUAAUUAUUUGAAAAUAGUGUAUAUCAUAUAAUAUAAACAAUUAUUAAGUUAUUUUAUCCAUAAAAUAGUUUAAAAAUUUGCAAGAACGAAACGGCAUCAGUGGCAUGGUGUGUAUUUGUGCACGAUGUGUGGGUCUGCGUUGUGUUGUAGGAAUGCUGUCGGCAGCCGGCAGCAGGGUCGCCCACUGUUACUCGUCGAGACUCGCUUUUGCUGCCUCUUUGCCCUUCCUGCGCUGGUUGGCUUGCUCGUUCACUCGCUCGUUCGUUCGAUUCCAUUUUAAAACU